AUGCUCCGUACAGUAUCUGAAAUCGAUCUGACUUAUUCUGGUCGGAUGAGUGUGGUGUUAUUAGCUGAAUGCAGCUCGAGGCAUCCAUUUAGGGCAGAACAGCUGGUGUUUGUUCAAAUGCCAGUGAACAGGCCGGAGAUGCGGACCACAUGGAACCCGUCAAAGAUGGACAACAAGAAGAGCAUCCGUUGCAAUGAUCUACCAACCAACGGUUCUCCUUCAACAGCCACCUAUACCCCUUCCUUCAACAGCGGCUUCCACGGUUCUCAACUCGUACGAAUCCUUCAUCUCUCCUCUCUUCCUCUGCAGCAGCGGGAAGAGCCGGCCAUGGCGCCCAGCAGGAUCCGGAAGGCGCUGGGGGCCGUAAAGGACCAGACGAGCAUCGGGUUGGCGAAGGUGAGCAGCAGCGCCACGUUGUCGGACUUGGACGUGGCCAUCGUGAAGGCGACGCGGCACAACGAACUGCCGGCGAAGGAGAAGCACAUCCUCGAGAUCCUGAGCCUGAUGUGCUACUCCCGGGCCUACGUGGGGGCGUGCGUGUCGUCGCUGUCGCGGCGGCUGGGCAAGACCCGGAGCUGGACGGUGGCCCUCAAGACACUCAUCCUCAUCCACCGUCUGCUCGUGGAGGGCGACCCCGCCUACGAGCGGGAGAUCUUCUUCGCCACCCGUUGCGGCUCCCGGAUGCUCAACAUGUCCCACUUCAGGGACUCCUCCGGCUCCGACGCCUGGGACUUCUCGGCCUUCGUGAGGACGUUCGCGCUCUACUUGGACGAGCGGUUGGACUACAGGAUGCACGGCCGCCGCAAGUGGCGCAGCAGCAGGAGCAACAUCUACGAGGAGGAGGUCGACGAGGAGACCGCUGCUGCCGCUGAGGCGGCGUCCUCGAAGGCCAGCACGCCACUGAAGGAAAUGACGACCGACCACGUCUUCGCCAGGACGCGCCACCUGCAGCACAUGUUGGAACGCUUCCUCGCAUGCCGGCCCACAGGAGAGGGGGGGGGGACGUUAAAGCAUGUAUGCAUACGAUACGCAGGUGCGGCGAAGCAAAACCUCGUGGUGCACGUCGCGCUUUACCCCCUGGUGAAGGAGAGCUUCCAAAUCUACUACGACCUCGCCGAGAUCAUGAACAUCUUCGUCGACCGCUUCACGGACCUCGAAGUCCCCGACUGCGUCAGCGUCCAUGAGAUCUUCUCCCGCCACGCCAAGCAGCUUGACGAGCUCGACCUCUUCUACGAUUGGUCGAAGUCCGCCGGCAUCUGUCGCUGCUCCGAGUACCCCGACGUCGUGCGUAUCACCCCCAAGAAGCUCGAGGUAAUCGACGAGUUCAUCCGCGACAAGGCCACCCUCGGCCACGCCAAGCGGCAGCCCUGCCCGGAGCCGGACCCUGCGCCGCCUCAGGACGAGUCCCAGUGCGAGAUGGAUGGCAUCAAAGCGUUGCCCCCGCCGGCGGCCGACGCCGAGGGCACGAAGCAGGAGCUUGCGGUCGUUGUCAAGGUCAAGGAUGACUCCUUAGAGAAGCAGAAGGAAGAGGAGGAGGCGGUGGACUUCUUGAACUUGAAGGAAGACGCGAUGACGGGAGAAGAGCACGGGGAGAAGCUGGCGCUGGCGUUGUUCGACGGCGGCCUGUCAGCGGACGCAUCGCGUAAAUGGGAGGCGUUCGUGAACGACGACCCGUCCGACUGGGAGACGACGCUGGUGCAGACGGCAAGCAAUCUGUCGGGCCAGAAAGCGUCGUUCGGCGGCGGCCUCGAGAUGGUGUUACUCGACGGGAUGUACGCGCAGGCGCAGGUGCAGGUGCAGGCCGGGGUGGGGCACGGGUACGUCGUCAGCGGGAGCGCGAGCAGCGUCGCGGGCGACCCGUUCGCGGCAUCGUUGAUGGUGCCGCCGCCGUCCUACGUGCAGAUGUCGGACAUGGAGAAGCAGCAGCGGCUGCUCGAGGAGCAGCAGGUGUGGCAACAAUAUGCCAAGGUUGGGAUGGCCAAGCUGCAGCAUCCUCCUCCCGGUGCAUACGGUAUGAUGGGUGGAUAUGCUCGUCUGCAUUGAGUCAUUUGGGGUGGAGUUGGGUAUUAAUUAGCUCAUGACUUGUCCAUAUUGAGAUGAUGAUGGAUUUUAUGAUACAAAAUUCACAUAAAAUGACAUUAUUAAUUUAAUAUAUAAAAGUCACAUGCUCUACUUAUUUUUGCUGAAAAUUCAUAAAAUAAUUUAUAUGAGUUACAAUGAUUUAAUAAUUGUGAUAUAUAAAAUAACCCUAAUGCUUAUAAUA
Messenger RNA from Musa acuminata AAA Group (dessert banana), 2263 nucleotides. Its product is annotated as putative clathrin assembly protein At1g03050. Gene Ontology annotation, molecular function: clathrin heavy chain binding; 1-phosphatidylinositol binding; phosphatidylinositol-4,5-bisphosphate binding. The record is from RefSeq and is a predicted model, not a curated record. The transcript has 2 exons. Gene Ontology annotation, cellular component: clathrin-coated pit; clathrin-coated vesicle. Gene Ontology annotation, biological process: clathrin coat assembly; vesicle budding from membrane; clathrin-dependent endocytosis. Lineage: Eukaryota; Viridiplantae; Streptophyta; Magnoliopsida; Zingiberales; Musaceae. Bases 1 to 2043 code for a protein of 680 amino acids.